AUGAUGACCGGUCGUGUGGUGGGAGUGUUGCAGCGGAAUUGGAGAGAUUAUGUGGCUACUUUCCCAUCCAAGGAAGAUACCCAAUCCCAAGGAAAGAAUGCACGGAAGGUUCUUGUGACACCAUGGGACUACAGAAUUCCCAAAAUCCGAAUUAGCACGCAGCAAGCAGAGGCAUUACAGGAUUGCCGGGUGGUGGUACGAGUGGAUUCCUGGGAGUCUACCUCUCUGUAUCCUAAUGGACACUUUGUGAGAGCAUUGGGACCCAUUGGUGACCUGGAGACAGAAAUUCAAAGUAUUCUGGUGGAGAAUAGUAUCAGUGUGAACCCCUUCUCCGAAGCCCAGCUGGCAGAAAUGCCUACAAACAGUCCAGAGAACCCAUGGAGGGUGGCACCAGAAGAGGGAGAUCGGCGUGAUCUACGCACUACUCAUUUGGUGUUCAGUAUCGACCCAAAGGGCUGCGAGGACGUAGAUGAUACUUUGUCUAUUCGGGAGCUAAACAAUGGGCACUUGGAGCUGGGUGUUCACAUUGCAGACGUCACACACUUUGUGACACCAAACUCUUACACUGAUAUGGAAGCAAAAGCAAGAGCUACAACAUACUACCUCGCCGAUCGUCGCUAUGACAUGCUGCCUGCUAUCCUGAGUGCAGAUCUAUGCUCCUUGCUUGGAGGUGUCGACAGGUAUGCGGUGAGUGUGAUGUGGGAGCUGGACAGCACGACGUAUGACAUCAGGAGGGUGUGGUAUGGCCGGACCAUAAUCCGCUCCUCCUAUAAGUUGAGCUAUGAAGUGGCUCAGCAGCUGCUGGAUGGAGAUCUGGAGCCACUUAAUACUGACCCUGAACUUCAGCCGGUUUCUCAGGACUCCACAAAACUGGACCGUCUUCUGUGGGCGAUACGGAAAUUGACAGAGGUGGCUCAAGCUGUCCGGACUCGGAGAGAUAUGAGUGGAGCGCUGGAACUGGAAGGGGUCGAGGUUCGGAUCCAGUUGGGGGAGGAGCAUAGCAUCGAUGAUCUAGUCCCUAAGCAACCUUUACAGGUCCAUGAGACUAUAGCAGAAUGUAUGAUCUUAGCCAAUCACUGGGUAGCCAAGAAGAUCUGGGAGAGCUUCCCCCAGCAGGCAUUACUCCGACUUCAUCCACCUCCACGUCAGGAAUUCUUUAGAGAACUCAAAGAGUGCGCACAGGCUAAAGGAUUUCAUAUAGACACCCGGUCUAAUAAAUCUCUGGCAGAUUCCCUGGACAAGGCAAAUGACCUUUCUGACCCUCUGGUGAAUCGGCUGCUGCGAUCAAUGGCCACACAAGCCAUGUCCAACGCUCAGUAUUUCUCGACAGGAUCGUACUCCGAGGAUGAGUUCUAUCACUAUGGUUUGGCCCUUGACAAAUACACCCACUUCACCUCACCAAUCCGGCGCUAUGCUGAUGUUGUGGUACACCGGCUUCUCCUGGCUGCUAUCCACAGGAGAACAAAAGAUCUGCUUGGAAACAAGGACCUGGAGGAGCUGUGUCGUCACAUCAAUAAUCGCAACCGGGCUGCACAGCACUGCCAGAAACAGUCUACGGAGCUCUUCCAGUGCAUGUUCUUCAAAGAUAAGGACCCGGAAAAUGACCAACGCUGCACUUGUGACGCCAUUAUAUACUCAAUCCGCACGAAUGGAGUGUUACUCUUCGUACCCAGGUACGGCAUAAAAGGAGCCGCGUAUUUGAAGAACUUGGAAGGCUUAGUCUUGACCUUUACUGAUGAUGGCUGUAGUUGGAUCUCUGGAUCGCUACAACGCCUCCCGGACCGAAUCACAGUAACAACUGUUGGGGGACAGCAAACCUCGUUCUGUCUGUUUGAUCAUGUGACCGUACGAAUCCGGAUACAAAGCUUCCGCUUCCAUGCAGACAGCAUUCGCUUGGACAUCAUUAGUAAUAAGCCCCAUGUCUCCCAGCAGGACCUGCCCUCCAACACCAGCUCUAAUCUGGGCAGGACGGAACUCGUUAGGGAGGUGACCCGUACAGCAAUAGAGGCUCAGCUGGCUAAAGAAGAGGGGGCGGCAGAGAAACAAUUUCGAGUUACAAAAUCGGGAAUAUCGACAAACUCGGGGACGGAGCCUGUAUGCCUUACUGGAGGAGGUUCAUGACCUGGCACUGCUUAGUCUGUCCAAGGAAUGA
This is a messenger RNA of Staurois parvus, 2152 nucleotides long. NCBI's taxonomy places the organism in Eukaryota, Metazoa, Chordata, Amphibia, Anura, Ranidae. The record is from the annotation of a GenBank genome assembly.